Brassica oleracea var. oleracea is the source of this 1782-nucleotide messenger RNA. RefSeq lists its product as uncharacterized. The coding region runs from base 1 to 1782 and encodes 593 amino acids. The record is from RefSeq and is a predicted model, not a curated record. Gene Ontology annotation, molecular function: zinc ion binding. Lineage: Eukaryota; Viridiplantae; Streptophyta; Magnoliopsida; Brassicales; Brassicaceae. The transcript is spliced from 6 exons.
AUGGAGGAGGACAUACGUGUGGUGGGGGCAGAUCCUAAAAACGCGGCGCCACAAUUGAACAAAGAUGUGAUAACUGUAGGAGCACAUGACACAGUCCCCUUGGAAUCAGUUGAAAGGAACAGCACGGAAGAAGUCGAUCCAGGCUCCGAUUCAAACGGUUUGACACAAAUGAAGGAACUAGCGUUGACCUGUCAACAGAGAGGAGUGGGAACAAGCGAAGACGGUGGGGGCAAGAGGGUAGAAGAGACGUCAUCUGAAGGUAGCAGCACAGAGGGUGAAAUUGGAGAUUACGGCGGCGAGGUUGCAGAGGGUAUGAUGUUCAGGACAAGAGAGGCUUUCAAACAACAUAUGGCAGUCUAUGCGCUGAACAGAAAAUUUCGCUACCGAUGUCCUAAGUCUGAACCAGGAUUGAUGAAGAGCGUGGCGGCUACCAAAGUCAAGCAACAACAUCGGUUUGGUGAGCUUAUGAGGAGCAAGUUUGGCGGUGCUUCUGGUGGACCAAAACCGCGUGAGAUCCGGCAGAUGAUGCGUGGUGACCAUGAUGUUAAUAUUUCUUAUUGUAAGGCUUGGCGUUCCAGGGAUGUAGCCAUUGAUAAAGCGAAAGGUACUACACAGACAUCAUACACUCAACUCCCCGAGUAUCUACAGAAACUGGUAGCUGCUAAUCCCGGAACGCUUACUGAACUAUAUACGGAGGCAGUAGAGGGUGGUGGUGAGCGUUUCAAGUAUAUGUUUGUUGCUUUGGGAGCGAGUAUACAGGGGUACGAGUUUAUGAGGAAAGUUGUGGUAGUUGAUGGAACCCACCUAAAAGGCAAGUAUGCUGGCUGCUUGCUAACUGCGUCAGCACAAGAUGACAACUACCAAAUAUUCCCGGUAGCAUUUGCUAUUGUUGACAGUGAAAACGACUUGUCAUGGGAGUGGUUUUUUCAAAAACUAUCAGCAUUCGUGGAGGGCAAUGAGGCUUUGGUGUUUGUAUCGGACCGUCACGCUUCUAUCUACAAAGAUCUUAGCAAGGUUUAUCCUAUGGCCAGUCACUGUGUCUGCGUUGUUCAUCUAAAGAGGAACAUACGUUCAAAUUUCAAAGGACGUCACUUAGAGUACCUUGUAGCAAAGGCUGCUAGGACUUUCCGCUUGCAAGAGUUUUAUACCACUUUCAAUGAGAUCAAGACGAUUGAUCCUGCGUGUGCAGAGUAUCUUCUCGAGAUUGGGGUAGAGCAUUGGGCUAGAUCGCAUUUUGCGGGAAAUCGUUACAACAUCAUGACGAGCAACUUAGCCGAGUCCUGGAAUUCUGUUCUGCGUGAGGCGAGGGAGUAUCCAGUAAUACCUUUGAUUGAUUUCAUUCGUAGCAAGUUAACUGGAUGGUUUACAACUCGGAGAGCGGCAGCAAAGGGGAACAACGCUGGGCUCACACCAAAGGUUUCGGGUAUUAUAACCGCAAAUUUUGAAAUGACGGGUGGGUAUGAAUUACUGGCAUUGGUGAGGGCGAGUUCGAGCUGUUACGAGUUUCAGAUGCUUUCCAUACCAUGUUCACAUGCAAUUGCUGCUGCAAUUGAAGCAAAGGUCAGCGUGGAAUCUUUGGUAUUGCUAGCGUACAAAAUGAGUGAGCUCAGGGGCGCAUAUGCUGGGAGUGUGGCGCCUGUGCCAGAUUACAAUGGUCUGGCGGAGUUGGAAUCAGAUUUUAGUGGUGUGCGUCUGUAUCCUCCAACAACUAGACGCCCUCCGGGGAGGCCAAAAAAGCAACGUUUCUUCUCUCGAGGGGAAAAAAUUGUGAGCCUUGUUUGA